Messenger RNA from Arabis nemorensis, 375 nucleotides. The record is from the annotation of a GenBank genome assembly. NCBI's taxonomy places the organism in Eukaryota, Viridiplantae, Streptophyta, Magnoliopsida, Brassicales, Brassicaceae.
AUGGAUCCUCGCGUCGCCGCAACCUCCGUGUUCCGGUGGUCUAGGAGUCGCCGGAAGAUCCAUCUCCGGCGUCGUAAGUCACAGGUGGUACGUCUUGGCGGGAAGAACAACGUGGUGCCACGUGGCGGAUUCUCAUUGAAGAGAAUGGUGAGGAAAAUGAAGCUAAGAUGGUUAAGGCUACAUUACGUGAGACUUGUGAAGAAGAUAAAAGGGUUUUAUCGUAAUUUGGUUAAAGAGUUUAUAGAAGCAGGAGCUGGACUUGAAGUGAUUCAACAAAGAAUGGCGGUUGAAGCGGCUGCGUUUGCGGUUCCAGGACUAGGUUUAUCUUUCUCCUCUAUGUCAGUCCAUGAUCGAGCAAGGUAUUUUCUUGUAUAG